UGCCCCGCCCCGUGUGUGCCUUCCUAUUGGCUGAAGCCGCCCGACCCGGUAUCUGGGUAAGAUGGCCGCGGCAGAAGAGUGCUCGCUCGCAGUGCCGUGGAAUUCGCUUUCCCUCACGCACGCCGAGUACCCGGCAGGUGACUUUUCCGGCUAUCUCCUGGCCUGGGUCAGCCUGGGCCCUAUUUUCAUCAUUGUCGGCUUCCUCACGCUCAUCAUUUUCAAGAGGGAGCUUCACACGAUCUCUUUCUUGCUGGGCCUGGUGCUCAACGAAGGUGUGAAUUGGCUCAUCAAGAGCAUUGUCCAGGAGCCGCGGCCCUGUCCAGAAAUCCAUCCGUCGGUCUUUUCCAAGUACGCGAUGCCUUCCAGCCACUCCCAGUUCAUGUGGUUUUUUGCUGCCUACUCCUUCCUCUUCCUCUAUUUAAGAAUGCACCAAACAAACAACGCCAGGUUCCUAGACUUGCUGUGGAGACACGUGCUCUCCCUCUGCCUCUUAACCGUGGCCUUCCUGGUCUCAUACAGUAGGGUCUAUCUACGCUACCACACCGGGAGCCAAGUCAUCUACGGAGGCCUUGCGGGGACCAUCAUGGCCGUCGUGUGGUUCACCUUCACGCAGGAGAUACUCACGCCCUUGUUCCCCAGGAUAGCGGCCUGGCCGAUAUCGGAGUUCUUUUUAAUCCGAGACACCAGCCUCAUCCCAAACAUCCUAUGGUUUGAGUACACGGUCACCCGGGCCGAAGCCAGGAACCGGCAGCGCAAGCUGGGCACCAAACUGCAGUGAGCCUCGGAAGGCGCCGAGAGCGGACCGGCACCCGAUUCUGCCGAGCGAGAGGACGACACCGAUGGGCCGGAGCAGAGCGAGAGAGAGAGAGAGAGCUGCGCACGAGGAGGGCUUGCUUUUGGGGAAGGCGGACGGACCCAGGGACCCUUGCCAAACCCACACGGAGUCUUGCGCCGACCCCCCUCCCGAUGCAUGUUGAAGAUGGGCGCGGACCCCUCCCUCCUCCCCGUUUGUAUCUAUCUCUGUCUCACCGGGGCACCGCCGACGGCCGCCAAUCCUCCCUGCACGACCCGUUUCUUCGCCCGGGGCUUGUUUGCACGAAUCGACGCCGGUACAAAAUCACAGAGCUUGGAAGAGGCGCCCGGAGGCCAUCCAAUCCAACCCAAGACACUAUCGAAACCUUCCCGACAGAUGGCCACUCAGAGAGGGAGACGCCAGCUCUUACCAUCAGGACGUUCUUCCUAAUGUUUCGGCGGAAUCUCUUUUUUUUUCCUGGGAGUUUUGGCUGCUUUGUGUUACAAAAUCAUGGAGCUUGGAAGAGGCCAUCCAGUCCAACCCAAGACACCAUCCAAACCUUCCCGACAGAUGGCCACUCAGAGAGGGAGACGCCAGCUCUUACCAUCAGGACGUUCUUCCUAAUGUUUCGGCGGAAUCUCUUUUUUUUCCCCGGGAGUUUUGGCUGCUUUGUGUUACAAAAUCACGGAGCUUGGAAGGGGCGCCCGGAGGCCAUCCAGUCCAACCCAAGACACCAUCCAAACCUUCCCGACAGAUGGCCACUCAGAGAGGGAGACGCCAGCUCUUACCAUCAGGACUUUCUUCCGAAUGUUUCGGCGGAAUCUCUUUUUUUCCCCGGGAGUUUUGCCUGCUUCGUGUCCUAAAAACGAAAACGAACUUCCAUAUUUCUUCGACCUGUUUUUGUCUCCAAGCUUCUGGAAGGAUUUUUCUGGAUUUCCCCUUCUUCCAUCUUGAGUUUCGGGGCCCCGGAAUUUGGACGCAGGAUUAUCAUUCCAGGUGAGAUCUGACCAAAGCCCUGCGACUUCUCUCGACCCUGUUGUUGCAGCCUAGAAUCAUGUUGGCCUUUGUCGCUGCCGCGCCACACUUUUGGCUCACGUUCCGCUUGCGGGGAAAGGGGUUUGGAAAACCAUAUAUAUCUCUUUUCUGGAAAAACAAACAAGCAAACCCGGUUUCCCUUUUUGGUGGCAUGCAGUAUACACACUAUUUAUUAGCAUUCUUUUCCGAACUCGGACUGCUGUUUGUGGAAGUUUUCGGGAAAAGGGGAAAACCGUCUCACCUAUAUUUGGGAGGAUUUGUGAAUGGGCUGUUUAUAAUUUUUCCACGACUGUUUUCAAAGCUGCCUUUCGUCUUGAUUUUACGAUGAAAAGGAUUUUUUUUAAAAAAAGAGAAACACUAGUGACUUUUCCGCACCCGUGGGUGAGUUGACGCCGUGGUGAGAAUCCCACGAUGCUAAUUUUAUGUCUUUUUAUUUCUUUGGGGUCCACUUCUUUCCUUUUUCCCCUUUUCUGUGCCAGUCAUUGGGCCUCUUCUCCUUCUUUGUCCUUUCUCUUCUCUCAACUCUGGUUGUUUUGACACGGAAAAGCUCAAAGGACGCACUGUUAAGCCACCGCUGUACUUAAAUUGGUUUACAAAUCCCCUGAAGCGAUCCCCCAAAACUUUUACAUACUCAAUAAUAAUAAUGAUAAUAAUAAUAAAAAAGUGUUUUUAUGGUCA
This is a messenger RNA of Anolis carolinensis (green anole), 2506 nucleotides long. It is a transcript of the gene dolpp1, whose product is annotated as dolichyldiphosphatase 1. The record is from RefSeq and is a predicted model, not a curated record. NCBI's taxonomy places the organism in Eukaryota, Metazoa, Chordata, Lepidosauria, Squamata, Anolidae. Bases 62 to 778 code for a protein of 238 amino acids. The transcript is spliced from 8 exons. Gene Ontology annotation, molecular function: dolichyldiphosphatase activity. Gene Ontology annotation, cellular component: endoplasmic reticulum membrane; intracellular membrane-bounded organelle. Gene Ontology annotation, biological process: protein N-linked glycosylation; lipid biosynthetic process.